UUCAAAAGAAGUCUGUCUUCUAGGGGGAAUGCUAUUCUGAGAGCUGGGUUGGAGUAUAAAAGGCCAUGUCAGGGAGGAUAUUUUUGAAUUGAUAAGGGACUUUAGAAUGCUCAGGGAAAAGUUCCAUUAAGCAAUUUUAGAAGAAAACAUAGGUUUUAAAGGAGAGUGUCAUUCUAACUUGGAGCUGAACCACUAUGAUUUGAUCUUUAAUUUAAUAACAACUCACAAUAUUUUUCUUAACAUUGCAAUUUAAUUUAAUAGCAUAUUUAAUAGCAAAUUGCAAUUCUUUUUCUUAAAAAAAUUUUUAACAUUUAUUUAUUUUUGAGAGACAGAUCAUGAGCGGGAGAGGGGCAGAGAAAGAGGGAGACACAGAAUCCAAAGCAGGCUCCAGGCUACGAGCUGUCAGCACAGAGCUCAACGUGGGGCUUGAACCCAUGAACCUUGAGAUCAUGACCUGAGCCGAAGUUGGACACCCAAUUGACUGAGCCACCCAGACACCCCUGCAAUUCUUUUUCUUAACAUCAAGUUAAGAAUGACUAUCCAUAUAGUAAAAAGUAUGGCUUCAAAUUUACCUGCUUCCAAUAAAUCCACAAAAUCUGACAGGAAUACAUAUGUUGGAGCCUUUAUCAUAUCAGCAUUUCAGAAGGUGCUCCUCUUACCCAUCCCAAACAGAGUUUGCGUUGGUGGGAGCCCCAACACAAUGAAAGAGUUUGCACUCCUUAUGCGCAAGGAGCUCGACUUGGAGGAGAGUGGAGAGGACAGAAAGAACGUCUGAGCCGGGACAGACAGAUCUUGCAGGGACAGAACUUCUCGCCUUUUAAGUGCGUCUCAUGGCAUUGGCAUUCCCUCCAUUUUUAUUAUGCGUAUGCUUCACGAACUCAUCAAAUUACUGCACCAUGCCCGGUGCUGUGAUGUUACUGUUAUCAGAACUGGUACAUUAGGGAGAAUAGCAGCUGGGGCCACAGACUCCUUCCUUAAGCCCUGGCUUGAAUAGGUAAUCUCGGACCAUACCACCACCUGAAGUGCUGAACUUGACAAAGACCUGGCUGAGGAGCUCCUCAACUAUGGUAAAGGGACUUCCCACUUCCCAAUCUUCAUCAGACAUGCAGACAUCAAGCCACUAAGUGUUCUCCAUUCUCUUUCAGGCCAGGGUCUACUAGAUGGAGCGCUGUGGUCCUUUUCCAGAGAAGAAAAGUUUCACUGCUUGAAGAGAGCACAUAAAGCCGGCAUCAGGAAUACUGAAACGGAAUCUGCAGUGUCCUUGGCUACACGUAGAAAUUGUGAUCUAAAACAGCAUGAGCAGGGGAGGGUCAGGGACAGAGAAGGACAGAGGAUCCGAAGCGGGCUAUGCGCUGACAGCAGAGAGCCGAAAGUGGAGCUCAAACUCAAGAACCACGAGAUCACGACCAAAGCCGAAGUCGGACGCUCAAAUCAGCCAUUCAGGUGCCGUUUUUAUAUAUUUUUAAUCAAGGUGAGCCUCUAUCAUUCCAGCACCCAGCAGACAAUCAAGAACCCAUGGCUGCAGCUGGACCUCCUGGAGAUGACAGCAUGGUCCUUACACCAGCAAGAGGAUGGGAAGCACAAGUGUUACCUGCUCUUCCAACUGCUGUGGUGUGUGACAUGUCUUGACAGACUUAAAUGUGACCAGAUCAGCUUGCCCCAUGGUGUUUUAGCAAAGUAACGGCGACAGCCUUAGCCCCUAAUCUCCAGCUUCAUCAGACAGCAGCUUAGAUUUCAGGACCAGAUGUUAUAACUAUGCAGCCUGAUCCUUCCCUGCAAGUUUGGGUAGUUCAAACUGUAGUGUUAAAGUCAUAUAUUAUUUGUGACAUUUUUAUAUGGGUCUCAUCAUGUGCUAAAAUUGUAAUAGAGUGGUUUUAUAAAACCCCUUUCUGUUGAAAAUUGAAUUUAUUGUAAAAGAAUUUAAUACUCACAUUAAAUCGAAUUCAAAUUUCAUCUUGGAAUAAGUUAACUGAGUUAGUCUAAUAAUUAAAAAUUUAAAACUCCUGGAUUGUAACAUUUGGAGUUUCAUAUGCAGCAUUAAUUAAGCUCACAUCAAAAUAGAUUAGCCACUUGUAGAUACGGUUACCAGUCACUCUGUUUCUGAAACCAAUCCAGAAAUGUUGGAACAUUGUCAGGCACUUACUAGGUGUUGGACAAGUGACAGAAAUUGAUCAUGCACAUUUAGAAUAUUUACAGGAAAAAAAAAAUGUCAGUGUAAUGUAGGUCUAUAGCGAAAGCUACCCUUCAGGAAAUGUGAUCACACUUCUUUUCUGCCCCCCACCCAACCCCCUGCCCCACCUGCAUGAUUUCAGUACACCACAGAAUAGGAUUAGAGGCUUAUGUUUGCCUAUGUUUGCGAUUUUAUCAUGGAAUAGAAUGACUCUAGACCACACAUUUAUAUGAAGAUGAAAACCCCAGGUAAUGCAGAGAAUGAUCCUCAUUUUUUUUUCAGAACUCACAAAUAACUAAAUUGCCUUCUAGUAAUUUUCUUUUCUUUUGAGAAAAUGUGUUUCAAGGAGGCUAUAUUUUUAAAUCUCAUUUCAAUAUUAACUUGAUUGAAUAGGCUGAGGAAUUAGUAACAACUGAGUUUAGACUUGAGUUCAAGAUGUUAGGGGCGCCUGGGUGACUCAAUCGGUUAAGCAUCUGACUCUCGGUUUUGGCUCAGGUCGUGAUCCCAUGGUUGGUGGGUUAAAGCCCCAAGUAGGGCUUUGCACUGACAGUGUGGAGCCUGCUUGGGAUUCUCUCUCCUCCUUUCCCUCUGCCCCUCGGUCACUCUCAAAAAAUGAGUAAAUAAACAUUAAAAAAAAGAUGUUAAAGUUGUCAUUUUGUGUGGCAAUGCUUUGUAUGAGGUGCUACUACCUGGGAAGUUUUUAAAGCCUACACACUUAGACGUUGGGAAGCGUGGAUGGAGGAUGGCUGACAUGCUUCUACAGUGUAUGUCGUGUAUAGAUACUUAUAUGCUUGUGGUUCAAGUAAAGUUUAAUUCCAUAAUAAAGAUUAUUUGCAUCCUGAAACUAUUGCCUCAUGAGUGACAGAGUGGAGGCACAGGGUGGGCUUCUCUAUUGGUGGUCAACAUGGUCUAGCCUGGUUGAAUCUAAAGGGGUCUGCUCCUGCUCAGAAAAAGGUUUUCUCUUUUUUUUUUUUUUGUAUUUUUUCUGUAUUUAUUUUUAAGAUUUUAUUUUUAAGUGGGGUGCCUGAGUGGCUCAGUUGGUGAAGCAGCCAACUCUUGAUUUCAGCUUGGGUCAUGAUCUUACGGUUCAGGAGUUCGAGCCCCACAUCAGGCUCUGUGCUCACAGCAUGGACCCUGCUUCAGAUCCUCUUUAUGGCCCUCUCCCACUAGCACUCUCUCUCUCUCUCUCAAAAAUAAAUAAAUGUUAAAAAAAUUUUUUUAAGAUUUUAUUUUUAAGUAAUCUCCACACCCAACAUGGGGCUUGAACUCACAACCCCAAGAUCAAGAGUCACUCGCUCUACCAGCUGAGGUAGCCAGGUGCCCCAAGGAUUUUCUCUUUUAAUCAGUGACAAUAAACAACAUCCUGUGAGGUGCAUCCAU
This is a messenger RNA of Acinonyx jubatus (cheetah), 3550 nucleotides long. RefSeq names its product uridine phosphorylase 2 (gene UPP2). The record is from RefSeq and is a predicted model, not a curated record. Gene Ontology annotation, cellular component: cytosol. Gene Ontology annotation, biological process: uridine catabolic process. Gene Ontology annotation, molecular function: uridine phosphorylase activity. NCBI's taxonomy places the organism in Eukaryota, Metazoa, Chordata, Mammalia, Carnivora, Felidae. The transcript is spliced from 10 exons.